AUGUCUGCCAUGGAAAAUGUCCCGUUGACGAUCAGCUAUUUUGUGCUGGUGUUUAUCGGCAUCACUGGAAAUUCACUUGUAGUUUCAGCCGUAUUAAAAAAUCGAAACAUGCGAUCGACAACGAAUAUUCUACUGGCGUUUGUGUCGGCUGCAGAUUUAAUCUCGCUAAUUUGCUUCCUUCCGUUUGCCAUUCUUCUGACUUUUAAACUUCCAGGAGGAACACUGGGCGCCGUGUUGUGCCAAACGUUUGCGACAGCUAACACAUCCAGCGCGACAAUCGUGGUAUCUAUCACCACUCUGACACUGUUGGCUGUCGAGCGAUUUCGCGCGCUCUUGAAACCCUGGAACAGCCGGCUGCGUUUAACAAAGGACAGCGUUUUCUACUGGAUCUUUGGAAUUUCACUUUACUCCGUUAUUCUUGUCAUCCCUCUUUUCUCAUUUAUGGAGUUCGAUGAAAAAGAAAGAACAUGCUCUGAUUUGAGAGAACUUAAGACGGAAAGACGCAUAUACUACUCAUUGCUUGGUUGCGGAGUGGCUUUGGCUCUUUUUGUGAUUUGCUUUUGCUACUGGCGAAUUAUCCGGGGAUUCUACUUUGGGAGCCAGCGACUAUGCGUUAAUGAAGAAUUACAGCAGAAAAGGAGGGUCGUAAAGUUACUGCUUCUGAUAACUUUGGCUUUCAUAAUCUGUUUUACACCUCGCGCCGUCUAUUUUCUUUUCUUUUAUUCCAACAGAGGCCCUUUUAAUCAAAUUUCUUUCUUUCUGNCUCUUGAAACCCUGGAACAGCCGGCUGCGUUUAACAAAGGACAGCGUUUUCUACUGGAUCUUUGGAAUUUCACUUUACUCCGUUAUUCUUGUCAUCCCUCUUUUCUCAUUUAUGGAGUUCGAUGAAAAAGAAAGAACAUGCUCUGAUUUGAGAGAACUUAAGACGGAAAGACGCAUAUACUACUCAUUGCUUGGUUGCGGAGUGGCUUUGGCUCUUUUUGUGAUUUGCUUUUGCUACUGGCGAAUUAUCCGGGGAUUCUACUUUGGGAGCCAGCGACUAUGCGUUAAUGAAGAAUUACAGCAGAAAAGGAGGGUCGUAAAGUUACUGCUUCUGAUAACUUUGGCUUUCAUAAUCUGUUUUACACCUCGCGCCGUCUAUUUUCUUUUCUUUUAUUCCAACAGAGGCCCUUUUAAUCAAAUUUCUUUCUUUCUGAUACAUUCCAACUCAGCCACGAAUCCGAUUAUUCUCUGGUUUCAAAGUCAAAAUUUUCGAGCAGAAUUCAAAAAUAUGGUGAGCGAAAUCAACUGCAAAAUCAAGAGGUUGACAUGUUUUGUCUCAAAUAAUUAA
Messenger RNA from Porites evermanni, 1330 nucleotides. NCBI's taxonomy places the organism in Eukaryota, Metazoa, Cnidaria, Anthozoa, Scleractinia, Poritidae. The record is from the annotation of a GenBank genome assembly.